CUUGAAGGUCACAGCACUAUAUAAUGAAGUUGAAAAAAAAGAACUUCAAUAAUUUUCUCAGGCUCUACCUUCUUUCUGCUUGGAUAAGCAUUUUUGAGCAUGAAUUAAGGUGCUUGAUUUCUGUUUCCUCCUGAAGUUUGUUUCUUCACUCUGAUUACCAAGGUUGACGUACUAUAAACAUUGCAAAGUUUCAACUGAGAUUACAAUGUACCGGUGUCUUUCCGGCAGAACGCCGUCGCUUAUUCUGUUUGUUCUGAACGGAUUUUCAAUAGUAACAAUUGUUUCUUAAACCUUAGCUGACGUUUAGUUGUUCGGGGUUGCUUUAAUAUCUCUUGGGAUAGUAUGUGUUGUUGACCAUGGAAACAUGUCUGAAGUUGUUGGAACCUCACUCUAUUCGUCUGGAGUGUACAUAGUCAUCUUCUUAGGACUUGUUAUCACAAUCGUAGCUCUAUGCGGUUACAUUGCAGCUGAUAAAGAAAAUAUCUGCUUGAUUGUGUCAUAUAUAUUCAUUUUAUGCUUGCUCGCAUUACUCUUGUUGAUAUCAGGAAUAAUAGUUUUGUCGUUUAAGAGUUCACUUGGUGAAUCUGCUAGAAGUGUGAUGGUAGCUUCGUUAAGGAAUCACUAUGGACGAUAUGGGAUAAUAACUGAUGCAUGGGACUUAGUACAGAGAAACCUACGUUGCUGUGGAGUGGAUAAUAGGGGGUGGGGCGUGUAUAACGGAUCAUGGUGGGACAUGAUUGUAAACUCGGAUUUAUACGAAACAAACACUAAAUUGUCAGAGUCAAGUUUGUUUUACUUAUAUGUUCCAGAAUCUUGUUGUGUCAAGAGACUUGAUGGAUUGACUGGUUGGCCAACUGAAAUAUACCGUGAUAAGAGACGCUGCCAGACGUGGCAGUAUGGACCACCGAAUAAAAGCAGUGGACCCCACAACGACGCUAUUUACUACGCAGGAUGCUUUGAAAGUUUGAAAAGUUAUAUCGAUAAUUAUGCUAAGGCUGUUGGCGUCUUGGCACUGAUCGCAUGUAUUAUCUUGAUAAGCGCUUUGAUCUGUGCUUUGUUUUUGUUCCGUGAUGCUAAACUCAAUGCUCAGAGAAAACAAGGAAUAAAAAGUUGGAGGAACCAAACACAAAACAAGUAGAUUGAUUAAAUAGUUAACUGGGAUGCAUUGAAGAAAGAGUGAAGCUGUGAUUAUACAUUAAUGGAAAUGAUUUUAAUCGUAUGUAUUUUAUUUUCAUACUAAAAAGUAGUUAAAAUAUAUUUAUUUUCCAAAAACUGCCCUUAUUAUUUGUUAUAUCUUUCAAAAAAUAACCUCUGAAAAUUUGUGAGAACUCGACUUGUUUGACUGAGACCAUAAUACAACACAGGGGAAGCAGAUGAACUUUUGUCUAUUUGACAAAACGGUGGGCUUGUGGAGAUUGUAGAAACUUUACUAGUUGAAUUCAGGGGUCGAUCUAAGCCAGACCACCGUUGAGAACUUGAAAGCAGUGGAAGGCCGUUUUGUCCUGGCAUUGAACUGCUCAGCAGUGCGCAUCCACGACCUUGCAUGAGACUCAAACCCAAAACAUUAAUUCUUGUGCGCGAACGCUUAACCUCUA
Messenger RNA from Schistosoma rodhaini, 1595 nucleotides. NCBI's taxonomy places the organism in Eukaryota, Metazoa, Platyhelminthes, Trematoda, Strigeidida, Schistosomatidae. The record is from the annotation of a GenBank genome assembly.